UCCUAUCCCGAGAAGAACGCUAUCCGGGAUACGCAUAUUCAGAUUUGUAACGGAUAAGCAAUUCCAAAUCUUACUAGACUUCGCGAUUCACAGUGUCACCCAGCAAGGUCUUGCAAUGGAAGCUCUGGGACUUCCCUCUCUCAAUUCUCUUACCAUUUCAUGCUCUAAUUUUCAAGUACAAAGUGUCUUCAAAACUUCUAAAAGAGCACAGCAUUGCAGUUCUUCAGAGCUAUCUUCUCUGAAACUCGGACCCUUUUAUUACAGUUCUUCAGACCUAUCUUCUCCGAAACUCAGACCCUCGUGCAGAACCCACCUUUUGCAUUGCAGUACCACUCGAAUGCUAGCUGACAGUGAAGAUUAUGAAUUGAAGCAAAUGAGAGAUAUGGCUGCUGCCAGGAAGAGAUGGGAAGCUCUGGUCAGGGAAGAAAAGGUAAAAGUUCUUACGCCAAGGGAAGCUGGGUAUGCAAUUCAGCUAUCUAACAAAACCCUACUUGAUGUUCGCCCCUCUACUGAACGUAAUAAGCUUUCCACUGUUUUGAAGGCGUGGGUUAAAGGCUCAACCUGGAUUCCUAUCUUUGAUGUUGAUACCAAGUUUGACGUUGGAGCUCUGCCCAGAAAGAUCACUAAUUUCACGAUGGGAGGUUGGUGGAGUGGUGUGCCUACAUUGUCUUACAAUAACCAGUUCUUAUCAAAAGUUGCGGAGAAUUAUACAAAAGAUACAGACCUAAUUGUUGCAUGCCAGAAGGGGUUGAGAUCUCUAGCUGCUUGUGAGCUACUGUAUAAUGCUGGCUACACAAACCUUUUCUGGGUGCAAGGGGGUCUGGAGGCUGCUGAAGAAGAGGAUCUUGUCACAGAAGGUCCUCAACCUCUUAAAUUUGCUGGAAUUGGUGGGGUUUCAGAGUUUCUUGGUUUUACGGAUCAACAAAGAGAUGCAGCUUCAAGAGAAGGUUGGGGUUACCGAUUAGUGUUCUCUGCGCGCCUGGUGGGGGUCUUUCUUGUUGCUGAUGCCUUGUUUAUUGGUGCCCAGCAAUUAGGCCAUUAUCUUCAGGAAAUAAGGUCUCACUGAGGUUCAGAAGCUGGGCUUGAAUGUAUUGAUUCAAAUAUUUGCGAAAACGUUUUGUUCUGGAGCGGUAUAUGAAGAUGAGAUUUGCCAACGGUCACAAUUUUUUCUUACCCGAGUACUUUGAGAAGCCAAUUGCAUACAUGCUUUUUGAUGGUGAAUUACCCCAUCUUACACCUUUCAUUAUUUUGAGGUGUGUUAUGUUUGAGCUUUUUUUCUACCACAUGGUGUUGCGGAACUAUUCAAGGAGUGAUUGACUUCUUAAUUUUGUUAAAAUCUGUGUUGUUGUGAUGUAUAUCUUGUGUAGGUUCAAUCGCCUAAGAAUCACCCUUGUUUACAUAGUUUACUUUGCUGGCAACUUAGAAACUUCUUGUCCAGUAGUCUAUAGUUUACUCAUACAUUUAUUUCUGUGCCAUCAGUCGAAGAUGAGGGUGAAGAGAUUAUCAAUGAUGAGUUUAAUAUCAUUAGGAUAAUCAAAUGUUGACACUUUUCAUUGUAAUAUAAAUGAGCCGAGUAAGAUUUUUUUUAA
Molecule: messenger RNA, 1589 nt
Organism: Corylus avellana
Lineage: Eukaryota; Viridiplantae; Streptophyta; Magnoliopsida; Fagales; Betulaceae
Product: Rhodanese/Cell cycle control phosphatase superfamily protein
Source: RefSeq, a predicted model, not a curated record